Acaulospora colombiana is the source of this 699-nucleotide messenger RNA. The record is from the annotation of a GenBank genome assembly. Lineage: Eukaryota; Fungi; Glomeromycota; Glomeromycetes; Diversisporales; Acaulosporaceae.
AUAGGUGGGGAUGCGGGAGAUUCUGAGCUCCAAAAGGUUCAUAUCACUGUUCGGAUUACGCGCUCUCCUGUAGUCGGUGACAAUGAAAGUGGUAUUCAACCUGAUGUGAUAAUCAACCCACAUGCAUUCCCUAGCCGCAUGACAAUCGGUAUGUUCGUGGAGAGCAUGGCCGGCAAAGCUGGGGCCAUGCAUGGGUUAGCCCAAGAUGCCACACCUUUCGAAUUCUCGGAAGAUGAUACAGCUAUUGAUUACUUUGGAAAGCAACUUCUGGCUGCAGGUUACAACUACUAUGGGAACGAGCCAAUGUAUUCAGGUAUCACGGGAGAAGAAUUCGCUGCAGACAUUUACCUCGGGGUAGUAUACUAUCAGCGGUUACGACACAUGGUCUCAGAUAAAUUCCAAGUCCGAUCUACUUGUCCUGUUGAUCCUACAACAAGACAGCCCGUGAAGGGAAGGAAACGUGCUGGUGGUAUUCGUUUCGGGGAGAUGGAACGUGAUGCACUAAUCGCACACGGCACAUCAUUCCUACUUCAAGACAGAUUGAUGAACUGCUCUGAUUACUCGACUGCAUGGGUAUGCAGGAGUUGCGGAAGUCUCAUAUCACUCGGAUAUGAAGAUAUCACCAUCGGGGGACUUGCUUUAGACUCCGGCGAACCGUCCAGCGACUUCGCAAGUGGACCUUCGGGAGAAUACUGCCGC